Messenger RNA from Amphimedon queenslandica, 711 nucleotides. RefSeq names its product FK506-binding protein 15-like. The transcript is spliced from 8 exons. Lineage: Eukaryota; Metazoa; Porifera; Demospongiae; Haplosclerida; Niphatidae. Gene Ontology annotation, molecular function: peptidyl-prolyl cis-trans isomerase activity. Bases 31 to 711 code for a protein of 226 amino acids. The record is from RefSeq and is a predicted model, not a curated record.
CUCUCUCUCUCUCUCUCUCUCUAGUACAAGAUGUUACUAUAUUUGUCUAAUAAUAAACAUGUCACUUCUGUUAAAGUUGACGCCUCUUUCAACAUGACUAUUCAAGCUAGUAAUUAUGCGAGUUUCUAUGACGAUGCUAGACAGGCGUGGUCACUUCAUUUCACUAGUACCGAAGAUGCUGUUAAACUUGCUAAAGAGAUUGCAGUUUGUAAGGCUAAUAGUGUUGGUCCAGCUUUUUCUCAACUUUUAAAGCAAGACUUAGUCCUAGGAGAAGGACAGCCUGUUGAUAAAGGUGAUUCUGUUGAAGUGGUAUAUACAGGUUGUCUACUGGAGAAUAAUGGGAUUGGAAAAGUUUUUGAUUCUAAUGAUAAAGGUUUUCGCUUUAAAGUCGGAGCCGGGAAAGUCAUAAGAGGCUGGGAUGAGGGUACAGUCGGCCUGUGUAAGGGAGGUAGGCGUGUCCUGAUCAUACCAUCAUCUCUGGCCUAUGGAUCUCAAGGGGUCAGUGGGCGUAUCCCUCCUAAUGCUAACCUCGUCUUUGAUGUUGAAGUGAAGAAAGUCAAACAUUCGAAAGAGAAGAAACAGGAAGUGACUAUAGCCACACCCCCAAAGAUUGACACGCCUCCUAUAGACAGGAAGAGUAGUGAUACAGUGAGGGAUCGGACACAAUCAUUUGAAGACCAGCUGGUCCAGUCCGGUUCAAUUGACGACUGA